UUCAUCCAAAAAUUACCUUCUAGCUUUUGUUACAGGCUAGGCUUGACGAUAAGAAGAUAAAUAUCAUAUCAAUCAUAGAAGAUUUUACAUUAAAAGUAUUUCCUGAUGCAGUCACAGAGUUAUAUCUGGACCUCCAAAAUUAUGUGUACAUUGUGACACAAACCGGCCUCGAGCAUACAACAGAGCAACACGUCCGAAUCGCUAGACGAGUGAUAUCCGAGGGAGUACCAUGGUUUUUUAGUCGAUAUGACGCGCCAAGACUUUCUAGUUUACCUAAACAUGUUAUUCAUCUUCUCUAUAAAAACCACCACGUCGCUUUCGUACCGUUCAAAUACGAAUUCGGUGCAAUAGUGCUAGAAAUAUGGAAUACAUCAGCGUACACUGCGCACGACAGAGUUCUGAUUGAGCGGUUGCCGCAACUCGUCGGGUUGACCCUGCCGUAUCACAGCCGGUAUCAUUAUCUGUUGCAGGAGUCGAAGAUGUCGGAAUUUCUAUUGCAGGUGGCGCAGGCAGUAUUCGAAGAGAUGCUAUCUCUGGACCAAUUAAUCAAGAAGAUUCUAGAAGUGGCCCAGCAUCUGGUGAGCGCCGACAGGGCAUCCCUCUUUCUCGUUGACCACAGGAACAUGGAACUGGUUUCCACGGUCUUCGAUCUCAAAUACGAAACAGAGCAGGACAGCGACUUCUCAAAGAAAGAGAUAAGAAUGCCGAUUAAUAAAGGGAUCGCUGGACAUGUGGCUACAUCUGGAGAAACAAUGAAUAUUCCCGAUGCAUAUUCGGAUCAAAGAUUUAACAAGGCAGUAGACGAAGCUACCGGCUAUCGUACUGUCAGCAUCCUGUGUAUGCCAAUCAAAGUGAGGGGUAAGAUUCUAGCGGUCGUCCAGAUGGUCAAUAAAAGAGACAAGCGGGCUUUCGGAGCCGACGACGAAUCAGCGUUUCAAGUAUUCUCUACGUUUUUUGGACUAGCUUUACACCACGCAAAGCUAUACGAUAAAAUAAAAAGGAAAGAACAGAAGUAUAAAGUAGCACUGGAAGUGCUUGGCUAUCAUAACGCCUGCUCCGAAGAAGACGUUGAAACUGUUCUUAAAGAAAGAAGAAAACGAGCAACGAUCAACUAUAAUGAUUUCGCUUUAAAUCCUUUUGAUGUUAACGAUACUGAGAAAUGUAAAGGGAUUCUAAGUAUGUUUGAUGAUUUGUUCGAUAUAACCAAGUUUGACGUAACAGUUUUAACCAGAUUUGUUUUGACCGUGAAGAAGAAUUACAGAAAAGUGCCUUAUCACAAUUUUGAUCACGGCUGGGCGGUUGCCAACUCCAUGUAUGUCAUGUUGAAACAUGAUACUGAAAACAGAUUUAAUUAUAACAAUAGGUUAGCAUUAUUUGUGGCUAGUUUGUGCCACGAUUUAGAUCACAGGGGAUACACUAACAAGUUCAUGAGCGAAAUAGCGUCGCCUUUAGCCGCCAUAUAUACAACUUCUACCUUAGAGCACCAUCAUUUUAAUAUGACAGUAACCAUACUCCAACAGGAUGGUCACAAUAUUUUCUAUCAGAUGUCGAGCGGGGAAUACAAAGAUGUCCUGGACUCGAUUCGCCAGUGUAUUCUGGCCACAGAUCUUGCUGCAUUUUUUCCUAAUUUAAAGAGGAUUAAUAAACUCGUUUUGGAGACAUCCCAGUUUGAUUGGAACGAUGAAAGUCAUAGGGUCCUUGGCCAGAGUUUCUGCAUGACAGGCGCGGACCUCAGCGCUUCAGCGAAGCCGUUCGAAGCCCAGCUCCAAACGGUGGAAAUAAUUUUCGACGAGUUCUAUCAACAGGGUGACCUGGAGAGGCAAGCAGGCCGCUCCCCAAUCGCGAUGAUGGACCGCCGACGACAAGACCAGCUCCCAUCAUGCCAGGUCGGAUUCCUGAGCCAAAUAUGCCUGCCAUGCUACACCAUCCUAGCAGCCUUGUUCCCCAAAACCAAACCAAUGGUGGAAAUGGUCACCGCUAACCUGGAGAAUUGGAAGGCGAGGUCAAAAGAGCUCGAAAAGAGUAAAGAGGAAUAA
Messenger RNA from Cydia amplana, 2036 nucleotides. RefSeq names its product probable 3',5'-cyclic phosphodiesterase pde-5. The transcript is spliced from 10 exons. Lineage: Eukaryota; Metazoa; Arthropoda; Insecta; Lepidoptera; Tortricidae. Bases 480 to 2036 code for a protein of 518 amino acids. Gene Ontology annotation, biological process: signal transduction; negative regulation of receptor guanylyl cyclase signaling pathway. The record is from RefSeq and is a predicted model, not a curated record. Gene Ontology annotation, molecular function: 3',5'-cGMP-stimulated cyclic-nucleotide phosphodiesterase activity; protein binding.